CUCAGCACCUCCCGCUUCUCCAUAUUCCUGGAGCAUCUCCUCACUCCUGGAGCAUAUCCUCACUCCUCCUAGCCUCUACAGCAUCUGGACACAGACAUGUCGACCAUGACUCAGCCCAUUGGGAAGCGCUUCCUCAUGAGGAAGAGUUCAAACGCCGAGAACCUCCCGCCCCCGGCCUUCUCCAAGAAGGCAGACGCUCUCGUCUCGGCGCGCGAGGCCUCUCGCAGGCGGCGCGCACGCGUCGUCAGUGGCCACCUUCCUCUCAAGGCCAAGAAGGUCAUCCAGAACAUGCAGCGGCGCGCCAGCAAGACCACCCAGUUCGCGUCCAAGCCUGUCAAGGCUACCGUGGCCCCUGCGAAGACCUCCCUUCCUGCACUGUCCGCUCCUGCUGAAGUCAUCGACGUGGACGCGCUACCCGAUGCUGUCGCUACGCAAGCCGUUCCAUCUGAGUCGCAGUUCAAGGGUGAGCCCACGCUCAACUUCCCGCGCUUUCUUCGCCGUCCGCCCCCGUCGGUGUGGCCCGUUCAGUUUGAACGCGAGAACAUCGACGCGUGUCACCCUGACAUCGCGGAGAACAAGGUACCGUUCGAGUACCUCCAAGACGCGUUGGAAGCCUAUGGCAGUGUGAUGUGGGACAUGGUGAAGGGUGCUCGCAUCGACAGGUCCACCAUGGGCCGUCGUUCUGCGCUUCCUGACGAGGUCAGUGUAUUCGUCGCGGACCACAUCGUCAUGCGGACCCCGCCCGCCUAUGUCAACGCGCCGACCUUCCCUACGCACGUCCUCGCCGUCUGGGAACUCCCCUUCGCGCAUCCCGUCCGCCGUCCGUCUGCCGCAGCCGCGAGCGCGAAGCGCAAGGUCUCCCUCAUCCCUAUCCAUAAUCUCAACGCUUCCAUGUUCUUUGCGAAGUGGUUCAAGCUUGUUCCGUCGAACUCCCCCGGGAAACGCGAGACCGACGCGUUCGGCGUGGCGGGUACGGAGCUCAAGCUCCCCGUCGUCCCUCUCGCGGUCCCGCACCCGGAGUCCUUCCUCCUGCUCCUUCAGACGGCGUACGUCCACAAGGUGUCUUUUCUCCUCGACCAGCUCGUCCCCGUCCAGAAGCCGGUCGUCGUCUUCCCCACGCCCGAGAACCCGCGCCCGCAGAACCCGCACUACAUCGACGAGACGGGCCGGCGGCUCGCCGCGCGCUACACGCCCCAAGCGAUUAUUGAAAUGAUUGGCAUGGUCAUCGGUCUCUGGCAGAACGCCAUCUACCUUGGCGCGAGCGACCGCCGGCUGUGGGUGGGGAUCGACUGGAGCUACGACAUGCUCCUGACGGGCCUCGGGUACGCGCUCGGGCACCCGGAGCUUGUGCCCCGCCCGGACCCGUCGCAGUACCGGUGGGCGCCCGUUCAGGUGCCGAAGGCGUGAGCGACGUCCUGGUCUCGAUGUGCUCUGUGACUCCCCUUCGUUCUGAUUUUGGUGCGGGCGGCUCCCGGCGACUCAUGCAAAUACUCGACUGUUCAUCAACAUCAUAUAUGCAUUACUACCCCCCAUCGUCAUAUGCACUUAUCUCCUUUGCCGUAAUUACUCUAUGCCCCAUAUGCCCAUCACCCCAACGCACAUAUAUGCUCUCCUGCGAUACAUCCUCCUUUUCGUCGCCGACUCCCCGCUUCGCACCGUAUCUUUAUUACUUUCUUGAAACGUUUGAUUUGUUUGGAGAAGGUAGUCGAAGAAUCAAUAUGUACCCUACUGUAACAUAGAAUGACAUGACACCGUGUACUUGUUCAUCUCUCCGGACUGGCUGCAAAUGGAAUCGCCUGAAAAUGAUUUGGACAAGACUGAAGCUACAACAGCAAUGACGCGUAUCGCGUGCUUUCGAACAGGACCCAGAGGCAAAGCAAACAGCUUGCGCAGCAGACGAACAAGAGUUUACUCCAAGCUGUGAACGUCGGAGGUGGCUCAGGAAAGCACACGUCCUUCUUUGCCUUCCACAGGGAUGCAUACGCAGCAGAGCUUUCCGGGCGGCCUGGCGCCCGAGUCGGCUCGAAACUCCUCAUGUGCGCGGCGCAGCAGCCCCGGGCCUCCUCGUCGAAGGCGCAGUCGUACUCCGCCCACACGUCCCUGUUCGUGACGAGGAUCUGCUCCACCCCAUGCGCGUUCUGCAGCGUCAGCUCCUGCGCGUUCUCCGGGCAGCAGUACGUGAGCCGCUUGAACGCCCGCCCCAGCAACGCACGCCGUGCGCCCGCCUCGAAGAGCAUGUGGGUCGCCGAUCCCUGCGCGUCGAGAUGCCGCGCGGAGGCCCCGAGGGUGAUGUACGUGACGGAGGCGAGGCCGGGGCAGAGGACGGGCUCGGAGCGCGUGAGCGUCCACACGAGCUGGACGAGCGUCUCCCCCUCGACGUCGCGCACGACGAGCUCGGUGAGGUGCGGCAUGUACGGGAGCAGGCGCGCCAACGAGUCCUGGUAGACGGAGUUGACGCGAUGCGCGUCCCAGGGGCUUUGGAUGCGCAGGAUGCGCACGGACCCGAGGGCGCGCACCAUUUGUGCGCGUAGGGGCGCGCGGGCGGCGAGGCCUGCGCUGCUGCCGGGCCUUUCUGGGGCAAGGCGUUGCGCGUACGCGAAGUGGAUCGUCUGCGAGUUGCCGCUGCAGGCGUACGCCGUCCCCUGGUCGUCGAUGCUGAGCGCUGAGGUGGGCGACGGCCC
Dichomitus squalens LYAD-421 SS1 is the source of this 2681-nucleotide messenger RNA. RefSeq lists its product as uncharacterized. Bases 97 to 1407 code for a protein of 436 amino acids. The transcript is spliced from 2 exons. The record is from RefSeq and is a predicted model, not a curated record. NCBI's taxonomy places the organism in Eukaryota, Fungi, Basidiomycota, Agaricomycetes, Polyporales, Polyporaceae.